AUGUAUGUAAGCUAUAUAAAGAAUGAUGGUACACAAGUUAAAGUUCCAUUAGACAACAAUUGCUACUUAAACUUAUAUGGAGACGAACAAAAGAAAUAUUUAAGAGUUUAUGAAAUGACAGAUAUGACAUUGCCUGACCCAGCUCCAGCACCAUAUUAUUAUGACUAUGUAGAUGACGAAGGAACACUACAUGCAGAUGAACAAAAGCAAACAUUAUAUUUAGAUUAUUAUAGAUAUAAAAGAUAUAAUGCAAUAGAAAAAACGAGAAUAGUAUAUUAUUAUAUAGAUGACAGAAAUAAAUAUUAUAGUCAAGAUUUUACCUACCCUGAAAACAUAAGAUUAUAUUAUAAAAAAUAUUCUUACACAAACCAGAAGAAACCUGAAAUAGUUGCACUAUAUUUUAAGUUCAAAAGAGACAAUCCUAUAAUAUCUCAUAUGUUUGAUUUAAUGAACCCAGUAGGUUCUAUUUAUACAUCUAUGGAUGCAAGAGGUCCUCAAGUAAUGUUUGGUGUUGGUGCAUGGGAACAAAUAGUUGACAGGUUUUUGUAUUGUGCAAACUCUUCAAAGGAAACAGGAGGUUCGAAGAAAAUUAAAGAAGCAAACCUUCCACCGCACACUCAUACAGGAACUACAAACUUUUCUGGUGACCAUAGUCACUCAUUAAGAGACCAUCCAUUAUACAACUCAGAAUAUUAUGCUGGCAAUGACGUUUUAUCUCCAGAUUAUAACCAUUCGGCAAAAAAGACUUUUCGACCAACUGAACCAGGAGGAAAUCAUUCACAUACUUUCACAACAAAUCCAACAGGCUUGGGUGAAGAUUAUAUGCCACCAUUUGUGACUGUAUUCGCAUGGUA
This is a messenger RNA of Trichomonas vaginalis G3, 854 nucleotides long. RefSeq names its product keratin-associated protein family. The transcript has a single exon. NCBI's taxonomy places the organism in Eukaryota, Parabasalia, Trichomonadida, Trichomonadidae. The record is from RefSeq and is a predicted model, not a curated record. The annotation marks the transcript as partial.